AUGCCUUCAAUGAAACGACAACAUGAUUCAGAAAGCGGUGCUCAGGAACCCAACAGAAAGCGGAUCGCUCGGACGAAAAGUGAUCUGUCAAGCGACCAUUUCGAGGUGUUCCAGGACGACGACGAGUCUACAUUCAACGACGCCGAGGGAGACGAGGGAGAAGACAAGGAUAUUGGGAGCGCCAAGCAAGACUCGCUAGUUGAGGAGGAGGAUUCAUCGGCAAGUCGCUUGAAGACUUUUGGCGCAAAACUCCGCGAGUCUUUUGCAUAUCAAGGUUCAGCUCCUUCAUUUACUCGUAGCACGAGAAGGACACGAUCAAGUGAAGCGGCAUCCUCUGCUCGAGCUGCACCGCCCACCGUUCCGGCUUCGCGCACAAGAAAAGGAAAGGAAAAAGCAACUGAAUCCGCACAUACUCCAUCUAUUCAAUCCAAAUCUACCUUUUCUCAACCGAUUGAACAUUCUGUUCGAUCCAUCAACGACGUAACGACCCCCACCAUUUUCAACCCGUUCCGACCAUAUCGGCACACCCUUCAUCCAUCAGCCUACCUCCUCAGCCCAUUGGGAACAAUCACCCCUCUGCACACGUCUCACAUUCUCGCAUCCUGGUCGCUUCCAACCUAUGCCGCGCGUAUACGUCAACUGCGUGUCUCGCGUACCGCAGCCUACUUUGAUCGCCGGGUGACAUGUAUCGAGUGGCAUCCAGACACGAGAUUUCCCGCGGUGUUGGCAAUGGGGUCUAAAGGAGGUGAUCUGGUCUGGUGGGAUUACGAGAAGAAUGCAAGACAUGCAGGAUAUGUUGAGGAGGAUGGAGAUGAUGGCACGAAUGAUGGGGAAAGUGUUCCGUACUUGUAUGGGAGGGGGCCGGGUGGCUCUAUUACAGCGAUGCGAUUCCACCCAACAGAAGCUAACAUGAUCUACACCACAUCCAUCGACGGCACUGUCCGCAAACAAGAUUUCGAAGGUCGACACGGUCGAGUAUUCCUUGACACCCUCCACCGAGAAAAAUGGUAUACAGCUCUCGACAUUUCUCCCCGUCUGCAGAUGUUGAUGGUGGGCAGUAAUACCGGGUAUGCGACGCUGGCAGAUAUGGAUGGAUGUGAAAUUUGGAGUGGACGGCUGCAUAAAGCCAAGUGCCAUGAUGUCGAAUUUCAUCCUGUGGAAGAAAAUGUUGUUUGUACGGCUGGAAAUGAUAGAGUAGUUAAACUCUGGGAUCUUCGUAUGAUGAAAAAGGACUGGAAGGAAGGCGACAUUGGUGUACCGUUAAACACAUUAGAACAUGAAGGCGUCGUUACGGCAGCCACAUUUUCAACAUUUGCGCCGUAUACUCUCUUAACAACCUCUCAGGAUAGUCAAUGUCGUCUGUAUGAUACUCCACUCACACAUUCCACCCCAUCCUACAUCAUGUCACAUCCGCACCGACCGUUCCAGCAUUUAACCGCCAUCCGCGCAACAUGGUCCCCCGUGCACCCUGACUUGUUUGUGAUUGGGCGAUACCCGGACACCACCACGGAUCGACGGACGGUGGAUGUGUUUCGAUUUUGUCCGGGCUUGACGGGUGUGGAGUGUGUUGCGCGGAUUGCAGAUCCUCGAGUGGGUGGGAUCCAAUGUCUCGCAAAGUUCAACAGAAUGGGAGACGUGCUUGCCACAUGUUCAGGGUUCACGACGUAUGUCUGGACGGUCCCUUCCGACACCGACGAGGAUCACAAUGGUAACGGGCCAAAAGACCGACCAGGAGGAGGUGGACCCAGUGGGGGACACAAGCCGAACAUGUACGGACGGGGAGAUGGAAAGGGCAAGAAACGUAAUGAAGCCAACAACGAGAAAGGUGUAAAAGGAAAACGAGGAAUAAGAGGUGAAUAG
This is a messenger RNA of Spizellomyces punctatus DAOM BR117, 1860 nucleotides long. RefSeq lists its product as uncharacterized. Gene Ontology annotation, cellular component: nucleus; Cul4-RING E3 ubiquitin ligase complex. The transcript is spliced from 9 exons. Bases 1 to 1860 code for a protein of 619 amino acids. Gene Ontology annotation, molecular function: protein binding; damaged DNA binding. The record is from RefSeq and is a predicted model, not a curated record. Gene Ontology annotation, biological process: DNA repair; response to UV. Lineage: Eukaryota; Fungi; Chytridiomycota; Chytridiomycetes; Spizellomycetales; Spizellomycetaceae.